Messenger RNA from Cuscuta europaea, 784 nucleotides. The record is from the annotation of a GenBank genome assembly. NCBI's taxonomy places the organism in Eukaryota, Viridiplantae, Streptophyta, Magnoliopsida, Solanales, Convolvulaceae.
GGAGAGAGAACAUCACAAACUCCCUAUCAUUGAAUACUCCAUCUAUCAUUGUCCUUAAAGGGAUUACAUAUCCAAUUUCUUAGAGAAUGACAUCAUCUUCAUCAAAUCUCUCCAAUAUGAACAUUGGAUACUCUCCAACCACUUUAUCAUCAAAUUGUGGGAUUGAACCUUUAACUGGCACUAAUUUUGCGUCAUGGAGAGACAAUGUGAGACUGACCCUUGGAGUUAUGGAUCUUGAUUUCGCCCUAAGACAUGAUCCCCCCUGCUCUCACUGCUGAAAGUAUUCAAGAGCAUAAACGAGUGUAUGAACAGUGGGAGAGAUCAAAUCGCAUGUCUCUUAUGAUCAUAAAGAAUUCCAUCUCGGUUGCCAUUCGUGGAGCCAUUCCGGAUUCGGACAAUGAGAAAACUUACUUGGACUCCGUAGAGGAGCAAUUCAAGGGCACCUCCAAGGCUCAUGCGAGUACAUAUCAUGGAAUGUUAUUGAUGAAUUUGAUUAAGGGACUUAAAAUAGUUCACUCCAUUUCAAGACCGUUGAAGAUUUACUGUGAUAAUUCUGCCGCCGUAAGCUUUUCAAAUGGAAACAGUUCGAGCGGGGCUGGAUUGUAUCUCGAUACAAAGUUCUUGUUUGUACGUGAACGAGUUGAAGAAAAUAAUCUUUCUAUCGAGUACAUUAGCACUCAUGAUAUGCUUGCGGAUCCGAUGACAAAAGGUCUACCACCCAAAAAUUUUCAGGAACAUGUGUUGAGAAUGGGUUUUAGUCGAGACCUUACUUGAUUAGCAUAGU